This is a messenger RNA of Kogia breviceps (pygmy sperm whale), 1526 nucleotides long. RefSeq names its product trans-2,3-enoyl-CoA reductase like (gene TECRL). The record is from RefSeq and is a predicted model, not a curated record. NCBI's taxonomy places the organism in Eukaryota, Metazoa, Chordata, Mammalia, Artiodactyla, Physeteridae. Gene Ontology annotation, molecular function: oxidoreductase activity, acting on the CH-CH group of donors. Gene Ontology annotation, biological process: very long-chain fatty acid biosynthetic process.
UUCACUCUUUGUCGCAAUUUAUACUCUCAGCAGGCCCUCUAAAAACAAUUCCAGCAGUUAAACAUUCAAAAACUACUCACUUUGAGAUUGAAAUACUUGAUGCUCAAACCAGAAAGCAGAUAUGUAUUGUGGACAAGAUAUACAGAUGGCCAACAGGUACAUGAAACGAUGUUCAAAAUCACUAGUCAUCAGGAAAAUGAAAAGCAAAACCACAAUAUCACCUCAAACCUGUUACAAUGGCUAUCAUCAAAACGACAAGAGAUAAUAUGUGUUGGCCAGGAUGUGAAGAAAAGGGAAACCUUGUGCACUAGUUGGUGGGAAUGCAAAUUGGCACAGACACUAUGGAAAACGGUGACACAAAAAUCUACUAUUCAUGACGUGAAACAAAAAUUUCACAAAGCAUGUCCAAAAUGGUACCCUUCUCGAGUGGGUCUGCAGCUAGAACGUGGUGGGCCCUUUUUGAAGGACUACAUAACCAUUCAAAGUGUUGCAUCUUCCUCCAUUGUCACACUUUAUUUUACAGACCUAGGUCAACAAGUCAGUUGGACUACAGUAUUUUUGGCUGAAUACACAGGACCUCUGCUAAUAUAUCUCCUCUUUUAUUUGAGGAUCCCAUAUAUAUAUGACAUGAAAGAGAGCUCUAGAAGAUUACGUCACCCAGUGGUACACUUGGCCUGCUUCUGUCAUUGUAUACACUAUAUCCGAUACCUUUUGGAAACCUUAUUUGUUCACAAGGUUUCUACAGGACAUACACCUUUGAAAAAUUUGAUAAAGAGUUGUGCCUUUUAUUGGGGAUUCACUUCUUGGAUUGCCUACUACAUUAAUCACCCAUGGUAUACACCACCAUCAUUUGGAAACAGGCAAGUCAUAGUAUCUGCUAUCAAUUUUCUGAUUUGUGAAGCUGGAAAUCAUUUCAUCAAUGUAGUGUUGGCUCAUCCCAAUCACACAGGAAAUAAUGCCUGUUUUCCAAGUCCAAAUUAUAACCCCUUCACAUGGAUGUUUUUCCUGGUUUCAUGUCCUAACUACACCUAUGAGAUUGGAUCAUGGAUUAGUUUCACAGUCAUGACGCAAACAUUGCCAGUUGGGAUUUUUACACUUCUGAUGAGUAUCCAGAUGUCUUUGUGGGCACAAAAGAAACAUAAGAUUUAUCUGAAGAAAUUCAGUUCUUAUAUGCAUAGGAAAUCAGCAAUGAUUCCAUUUAUAUUGUAAGAAAAAAAUAAGUGAUCUUAUCUCAUAUACAGAAAGCAGUAUAUAAACUCACAAAAUCAAACUUGAUAAAGAAUAGUUGCCUAUUUUGCUCCAGAAAUUCACAUACAACAGUAUUUUUGCUUGAGUAAAAAUACAAAAUGGUAGAAUCUAGCUGAAUUUAGAGUAAUAAAUUUGAGGUAAAUGAAAAGUAGAAAUUAUCAAUAUAACUAAUGGUAAAUAGCAUCCAAUAUGUUUGCAAGGGACUGAUCCUUGAAUGAGAUGUUCUUACUGCAUUAAAUAUUUUGUAACUAUUUGCUUAAAACCAUUUAGAAUAUCUG